CAGGUGCUUAUAAAAGGGAGUCGAUGCUUUUUCCUGCCUUCAGUCCGAGACAGAAACCAAGCCAAACCGGAUAACACAAACUACCCUCCGACAUGCAUACGAUUACGGGGGCCAUCCUAGUCGCACUCGUUUGCACGACCUUAGCUGUGGACGAACCGUCCCCACCAGGUAGCACAGAGAACCGUGCUGUCACCGUCGGAAGCAGCAUGGCUGUCUCCCCACCGGAAUCAUCGAACAAGCCACAAACCGCUCAGGCUUCCCCAGCCAUUACCAUUCCUCCCCAACUCCAGCAACGUCGUUACCCCGGCCCAGUUGUCCAGUACAAUCCCCCACCAGCCGCCGUCGCUCGACUGACAGUCGUCGCGCAAACAAGUCCCGGCGAACUCCCGUCCGGAGUGCAGGCCUCUCCAGCUUACCUCUAUGGCACCCAACCAGGAAGAGCUGUUGGGCCAUCUCCAAACUCUUACUUCACGUUGGGUCUUCCACAAGGCGCUCCUCAACAUCUCGUCGCUCAGCCCGGUGUGCAGGUUCAGCAUGUGGCCUCUCAACCAGCCGUUCCAAGCCAACAGCAAGUGGUAGUAGGCAGUGCUGUCGGGGUGCCACAGGUCUACAGUGUACCAAACACAGCGGCAGCCCCAGUUCGUGGAGCUGGCGUCAAUCCAACUGGGUCUUUUCUGGUCGGCAGCCAGGUUCAGGGUCCUGCUGGCGCUGCAGUUGCUCCACAAGUCGGCAGCCCAGUGACACUGAGAAGCCCUCAGGUUGUCUACGGCAGGCCGGUUGCAGGAGUCCAGGUUGCUCCCCCUGCUACCUACCCAGGUGUCCAACCCGUGCAAACCGUUCAGUACGCACAACCAGCUCCAGCUGCAGUGUACCAGCCAGUGGCCGCAUAUCAGCCAGCCCCAGUCCCGUACUAUGGCCAGCAGGUAGCCUACAGUGCUCCAGUCCAGGUUGGUGGAUAUGCGGGUGUUCCAUACGGUGGUCAUGCGGUGCAUGGUCAAGUUCAACAGUUUGCUGUACCACACGCUGGUCCCGUGGUGCAGGGCCAAGUGCAACAUUUCGCUGUACCAUACGUCGGUUGAUUCCGAAAUCAUGUCCAUCAGCAAGAAUACGCAUCGUCAGCACCAGAUCUACAUCUAAGACAUACGCACGCGCGGAGUUCCCUUCGGGUUCAUUGAUUCAUGUACAUAAUAAUAAAUACUGUUGUGUCCUUAUCAGUGAUGCAGCGGCGUUAUCA
Molecule: messenger RNA, 1234 nt
Organism: Ornithodoros turicata
Lineage: Eukaryota; Metazoa; Arthropoda; Arachnida; Ixodida; Argasidae
Exons: 3
Coding region: 93-1079 (328 amino acids)
Source: RefSeq, a predicted model, not a curated record